CACCAUGCCUAUGAUAUGCCGCAGCCUAUUGUGUCUCCUAGCACUAGCAUAGACAGAAGUCAGGUACUCUUGAUAUUGCACCACCCAAUCAGUCGGUGUACUGUCCCCGUGGUCACCUCCAGUAUUUCCAAGUUGGUGGUCGACUGGUAACUGUGGCUUCUGACCUAACAUCAGCUCGUAUGGAGAGUGCUGUGUGGACUGGUGCACGGUGGUAUUAUAGGCGAACAGGAGCUGAGGGAGCAACUGGGGCCAUUUACUCUUCUUUUCAGGGGGUAAGGUCCUGAACAGGUCAUGUGUCCUGUUGAAACUUUCACAUUGACCGUUCCCCUCUGGAUGAUAAGCGGUGGUUCUACUCUUUGUUGUGCCGUACAGUAGAUGUCACACAGGAACUUCAACAGCUCCCCCUCAAAGCUGCGCCCCUGAUCGGAGUGGAUUGUCCUUGGCACGCCAUACACAUAGAACCAUCUCUCAGUUAGAAUCUUAGCUACGGUGGAAGCUCUCUGUUCAGAGGUGGGAAAGGCCUGGGUAAACCUUGAGAAAACAUCUGUGUUUACCAGAACACCACUUUUGCACCUCAUGCUGCUGGGGCCAGUAGCACCUUUGGCGUAUCAGAUCUGUGGUCCUGUCCCCACCCCGUGAUGGCCAUGGUUGUUGUGUAGGCUAGUGAGCACUUCAGCUCGCAACAACUAGGGCAGUAAAAGCUGCAGCACUGGAUCCCUGGAAGGAGGAGCCUGGAUCGCUCGGUACAAGUUCCCAUCCACUUCCUAUAUCCGGAACCAUUGCUUUAUCAGCUGCUGGACUUCCCUUGGUUCACUCCUCCUGUCUUUAUGGCCUCCUUCAAGGUCCAGGUCCCAUCAGAACCUUUGGUGGCAGUUAGAGGCAGCUAUGCAGUCCUCAGCUGCUCCUUUCCUCCUGUGGCCCAACAAGGAAUUCCACCAGGAUUGCUGGUAACGUGGCAGCGGGUUGACGAUUCAAGAGUUGUGCACAGUUUUUAUUAUGGCCGGAACCAACUGAGUCGUCAGAGUGUUGACUUCAAGAAUCGGACCAGACUUUAUGUGUCUGAACUGUGGACAGGGAACGCCUCUCUGAGAAUCACAGAUGUCCGAGCGCAGGACGCAGGACAGUACCUUUGCACAGUUAGUGAUGACAGGGGAACCGAUAAAGCAGAGAUGAAGGUGGAGUAUGCAGCAUUCUAUUCUGAACCCCAGCUGAUUAUUGAAGUGGGCCUCCACAACUCAAGUGUCCAGUUUGAAACUGAGGGCUUCCCUAAAGCAGAGGUCCAGUGGUUGGGGCCACAAGAACAGGAGCUGGAACAUCAGUCAGAGUUCAAAUACGGGGACGGUCUCUUCUAUCUGACAACUUCUUAUGUGGUCCAGAACCAUAAUAGAUCAAAUAUCAGCCUGCGAUUGUCAAAUCAACUUUUGGACCAAGUACUGGUGAGGCAAAUCCAUUUCAGUCAGGUGCAUGGCUCCACUGACACCAGGAAGGACCUCACUAUCGCUCUCUCAUGCAUUUGUGUUAUCCUUGGCCUUGUGUGUACUGCCUUGUUAUUUCAUAUUUAUAAAAAUCACACAAAACAUAUACUAUAGAGGCAGUCAGUAAAGGGCAUACCUCUGCCAAAGCCAAACAGUCCCCUUUAUUUCAAUGUCAUUGCAAUUUGAAAUUUGUCAUUGCAGAUUUUUUCAUUUGUACUAGAUUUUCAUCCAUGUCCAUUUCUUGUAUGGUUGAAUCUAUUUGUUAGUUUGUGAUACAAAAACUGUGUAUUUCCUUAAAACUUGGUGGUGGGUGAUGCUUUUCAUGAAGAUUUUUGUAUUAUUCCCUGGGAAAUUAACAAAAAUGUAGAAUGCCUCCACAUGAAACCCUAUACCAUUCCCUUUAUGUCCUUAAAAUGGUUUAGCUGUAUCUCAUAGCUUCAUUUAGUAUUCAUAGAGCUUAUUAGCUUCUGGCAACAAUAUUACUCCUAGGGUUGACCUGAUUGCUUCCUUAGAUUUGUAACAUAGGGAAGUGGAGAUACUCAGCCAUGGCCUUGAGUGCUUAUUUACUCAUGCAUCAUAUAAAAUCACCAUAUGGACGUGUUUUAACCAGGUUAGAAAGUUUAUUUUCAUCAGAGGAUGAUCUUAAACCAAAAAAUGUCAUCCCUGGUCUCAGUGGCGGAUCCUCAUAUGGGCAAGCUUGCUGCUGAGAAGGUCUCACACAAAGAAGUUGAGAAGGGAAAGGAGGAGGGGGCAGGGGAUU
Alosa alosa (allis shad) is the source of this 2235-nucleotide messenger RNA. RefSeq names its product CD276 antigen-like. The transcript has 5 exons. The coding region runs from base 828 to 1589 and encodes 253 amino acids. Lineage: Eukaryota; Metazoa; Chordata; Actinopteri; Clupeiformes; Clupeidae. The record is from RefSeq and is a predicted model, not a curated record.